This is a messenger RNA of Carlito syrichta (Philippine tarsier), 904 nucleotides long. RefSeq names its product dynein light chain LC8-type 1 (gene DYNLL1). NCBI's taxonomy places the organism in Eukaryota, Metazoa, Chordata, Mammalia, Primates, Tarsiidae. The coding region runs from base 353 to 622 and encodes 89 amino acids. Gene Ontology annotation, biological process: cilium assembly; microtubule-based process. Gene Ontology annotation, cellular component: cytoplasmic dynein complex. The transcript is spliced from 2 exons. The record is from RefSeq and is a predicted model, not a curated record. Gene Ontology annotation, molecular function: dynein light intermediate chain binding; dynein intermediate chain binding.
UAGGCGGCGGCGGCUGGCGUGGGGCUGCUUAGAUGCGCCACGGCUUUGGUAGCGGCGGUGUCUCCUACCCGUCCUCAGCUGUGCUAGCGCUUCCCCCGCAGACAGUUGUGGUGAGCCUGCCGGUUCUCCACGGUGAGAAACUCGAGGGCUCCGUUGGGGGUGGGGUGCCUCGCUACCUGGUUUCGCCCCCGCCGGACUCAGCUCUCGGCCCAGUCUGCGCUUUCUGAGAAGUGGGGCGGGGGGCGCCGUUCCCGGUUCCGCGGGCCGGGGGUGGAGAGCUGACGCCUUUGGAGGCGCGGCCCGCAUUCUAGCUGCUCACCCCCUCGCCCCGGGCCUUGCCCCCUAGGUGACCAUGUGUGACAGAAAGGCCGUGAUAAAAAAUGCAGACAUGUCGGAAGAGAUGCAACAGGACUCGGUGGAGUGCGCUACUCAGGCGCUGGAGAAAUACAACAUAGAAAAGGACAUUGCGGCUCAUAUCAAGAAGGAGUUUGACAAGAAGUAUAAUCCCACCUGGCAUUGCAUCGUGGGGAGGAACUUCGGUAGUUAUGUGACACAUGAAACCAAACACUUCAUCUACUUCUACCUGGGCCAAGUGGCCAUUCUUCUGUUCAAAUCUGGUUAAAAGCAUGGACUGUGCCACACACCCAUUGAUCCAUCCAAAAACAAGGACUGCAGCCUAAAUUCCAAAUACCAGAGACUGAAAUUUUCAGCCUUGCUAAGGAAACCCUCGAUCUUUGAACCUUUAUUGUGUUUUGUACAGGGCAUUCUCUGUACUAGUUUGUUGUGGUUCUAAAACAAUUAGCAGAACUGCUUACAUUUGUAUUUAUUUUCUAUUCCAUACUUCUGCCCAUUUUUUCCUCUCAAAAUCCAUUCCUUUAAAAAAUAAAUCUGUUGCAGAUGUGUA